AUGCAUGAGGGCGUUAAACGAUGUGAAGGAUUGGAGGUGAUCAAGGAAGAAGAUGAGAAAUCGAAACCAAUUCCACCGGAUAGGCAACGAUUUGAAGAGGAUUUAAAGCAAAUUCAUACACAAAUUAAUAGUAUUAAAGCAGAAAUUCGCCAAAAGUGUCAAAAAUGCACCGCAGAAAAUCCGAAAAGGAAUGAAUUGAAUCAAGAAAGAUUGCUUCUCAAAUCUGAAUCGGCAAACCUAAAGGAAAUUGAAGAUCAAAUAAAAGAAGAGCUUUCGUUGAAUAGAAGACGUAUCGUAAAUAUCGAAGGGGAUUGUGUAUUUCGUCGAAAAAAAGAUGUUCAACGACAACUUGAUAUGCUGAAAAACCGAUAUGAGAAUGGGAAUUUAUCGAUUCGAGACGAAGAGGCGAUAGUGAGCAAGAUGAACGUACUUAAAAGGAAUAAAGCCAAACUGGAAAGUUUGGAAGAGGCGAAUGCGGCGCAGAAAAAAAUUGAAGCCAAACUGAAUGAUGUGAAGGAAAAGAAAAGAAUAAUAUUCAAAAAGAUGGCCGACUUUCGAUUUGAAAACGAACGAUAUCGAUUGCAUCGCAAAAAACUGGAGAAUGAGAUUCAGGAACUAUCGAUGCAAGUCAAAAAUCUUCAAGAAGCUCGCCGAUGUUUGAUUGAUUCCUAUGAAAAAGAUCGCGCUGACUACAAGUCAUGGAAGUUUCAAGCGGGUACUGGAGUUCCAAUGUCUUUUCCAUCAGCAAGAAAAACAAAAGUUUUCAUUGAUGACGAGGAGCUUGAGCCAUUCUAUGAGCAAAAACGCGAUUGCAAGAGACUUCUUCGAUAUCUGGAAAAUCUGAAAGCCAUGUGUGCUCCAGAAGAAUUAGUAGAUAGUGGAAAAGAAUCAGAGUCGGCAAGCAUUUCUGACGACGAUUCGGCUGACGAGCUUCCGCCGAAUUUUGCGAGUCUUAAUAUAUCGAACAAACCGACAACCAAGACUAGGAAUCUAAAGAAGGGCUCACAUCCGAUCUCGCACAACAUUGAUAUCUUCAAUUUGCUUGUUGCAGUUGACGUUGACGUUCCAAAAACGUUCAGCGAGGUCCCAGAUGUUAUAAAACAGGUGAAAGAAAAGCUUGAAUACUACGACGGUCAGACAAAUGAGAUCGAUUGGUUCAAUGAUCUCGGAUUCGAGCUUGGAACGAUUUCAAGAAGCACUAGCAACAUGACGGAUUCGUUUUAUAACGAGUCGAUGUCAGAUGUGGCAAGUGUCUCUAGUGCGCGACGGCCAGCGAGUUCACUACGCGACAAUGUCAUGUAG
Molecule: messenger RNA, 1302 nt
Organism: Caenorhabditis bovis
Lineage: Eukaryota; Metazoa; Nematoda; Chromadorea; Rhabditida; Rhabditidae
Source: the annotation of a GenBank genome assembly